AUGAAAUCCGAUAUCCAGAGAGAAAUCACCGCUCUGCGACAGGAGGCUAAGGCUGAUGACAUCUCCCCAGAGGUGGGCCGCCUCAGAGCCUCAUUCAACCAAGUGAAGCCCAAACUACGAGACGCAGGAAUCCCAUACAGCCUGUAUUACCCAGCGAAGAUGACGAUAACGGUGAAAGGAACCAGGCACGUGUUCACAGAGCCACAAGCAGUGGAGGAGUUCAUCCGUAAUAUCGCACCAACAGCCAACGGAGAUAAAGACGACUAA
Knipowitschia caucasica is the source of this 267-nucleotide messenger RNA. Lineage: Eukaryota; Metazoa; Chordata; Actinopteri; Gobiiformes; Gobiidae. The record is from the annotation of a GenBank genome assembly.